AUGACCUUUGACCCUCACAACGUCGACCUUACAACGGCGGACCCAACUGAAGUCGUCUGCUAUCUCGAUGCCUCAAGCAACGAAUACAAUGGCCAACUCGGCGCCCGCAUCUCCUCGAUCUUUGUAAUUCUCGUCAUUUCAUCCGCCGCGACUUUCUUCCCCGUCCUCGCCAAACGUGUACCUCGUCUCCACAUCCCAUUAUACGUCUACCUCUUCGCCAAAUACUUCGGUGCCGGCGUCAUCAUCGCUACAGCCUUCAUCCAUCUUCUUGACCCCGCGUAUGGGGAGAUUGGCGGCGACUCCUGCGUCGGACGAACAGGUCACUGGGCCGAUUACUCCUGGUGUCCCGCCAUCGUGCUCACCUCCCUGAUGAUUGUCUUCCUCAUGGACUUUGGAGCCGAGCGCUGGGUCGAAGUCAAGUAUGGUAUCUGUCGUGAGGACCCAGAGCCGAUCAUGGCUUCGGGCGUGGAGGUCCAGCGCGUGAGUUCCAGACAAUCAAGACGGGAACUCGAGCACGGCCAUAACCAUGAACACGGCCUGGCGACAGACAAAGACCAAGACAAGAAACACAUGAAGGAACUCGAGAGCCAAAGCCAAUUGUCGGAUGAAUUGAGUAUCGAGCGCAGUUUCAAGCAGCAGAUUGCCGCAUUCUUGAUCCUGGAAUUCGGCGUCAUCUUCCACUCCGUCAUCAUUGGCUUGAACCUCGGUGUUGCCGGUGAUGAGUUUGCUACUCUUUACCCGGUCCUCGUGUUUCAUCAAUCGUUCGAGGGACUCGGUAUCGGUGCCCGAAUGAGUUCUAUCCCCUUCAAGAAGGAUUCCUGGUUGCCUUGGAUGUUGUGUACUGCGUAUGGUCUGACCACGCCCAUUUCGAUUGCCAUUGGACUCGGUGUGCGCACGACGUAUAACCCGGGCUCGUUCACGGCGAACGUCGUCUCCGGUGUUCUUGAUUCCGUGUCGGCGGGUAUUUUGAUCUAUACCGGUCUGGUGGAGUUGCUGGCGCGUGAUUUCUUGUUUGAUCCCCACCGCACCCAGGAUGAUAAGAGGUUGACUUUCAUGGUUGUUUCGCUCUUGCUUGGAGCCGGAAUCAUGGCUCUGCUGGGCAAAUGGGCCUAG
Molecule: messenger RNA, 1113 nt
Organism: Penicillium maclennaniae
Lineage: Eukaryota; Fungi; Ascomycota; Eurotiomycetes; Eurotiales; Aspergillaceae
Gene: zrfA
Product: high-affinity Zn(2+) transporter ZRT1
Exons: 1
Coding region: 1-1113 (370 amino acids)
Biological process (GO): zinc ion import across plasma membrane
Cellular component (GO): plasma membrane
Molecular function (GO): high-affinity zinc transmembrane transporter activity
Source: RefSeq, a predicted model, not a curated record